Molecule: messenger RNA, 1036 nt
Organism: Labrus bergylta (ballan wrasse)
Lineage: Eukaryota; Metazoa; Chordata; Actinopteri; Labriformes; Labridae
Product: transmembrane protein 69
Source: RefSeq, a predicted model, not a curated record
UUCAAGCUUGGGAAGAUAAGAAGACAAGUGUUUAAUCGAGCACCGAUGUAAAGCAGGCAGCAAACGACCUCUAGUUUGUUGUCUGCAGUUAACAUUAACUUUGCAACUAUUGACUCUGUCGGUGGCUGUAAUGUCCCUUACAACCCAGUGACGUGAAACACUCUUAAAUGGUAACGUUCAGGUAACGGAGCUGGUGUGGUUUCUACGCUGUUACAGUAGAGUCACAAUGAUUAGUUUUGCAUCUGGAAGACGCAUUAUUUCUGGGGUUCCACUGUGGAGAUGUCUUCAGCAGAUAACCAGGGCACCAAACUACAGGACAAGAGCUCAGCUGCUGUUUCAGUCCCAGGCCUGCUCAGCGCUGAUGCCAGCCAGACAAACUUCCACCAACAGAUUGUUGAGCAUCAGGCCUGUGAGGUCGUCUGCGUCUCGUUUGUGUCACAGUGACUCACAAGGCACUGCAGAGAGAGGCCAAAGCAAAGAGGGGUUUAGUUUGAGGGCCCUCACUCAGGCUCCCAAACCAGCUCUGUAUCUUGGUUUCUCCGGGCUCAUCCCAUUCCUAUCUGCCCCCAUCCUGAUGGCAACCACUCAGUCCUUUUACCCUGAAAUUGCAUUCGCUCAGUUGGUCUAUGGAGCCUCUAUAGUGUCCUUCCUCGGCGGUGCCCGAUGGGGGUUUGCCCUCCCUGCGGGUAGUCCUGCACAGCCGGACUGGAUGAACUUGGGGAAUAGCGUGGUACCUUCACUGCUGGCCUGGCUGGCUCUGCUCUGCAGGGACAAUAUUGCAGAGGGAGCUCUCGUAGUUAUAAUGGGACUGGGCCUCUCUCUGCACUACGACCUGACCCUGCUGCCGGGCUACCCCUCCUGGUUCAAAGCCAUGCGAACUGUCCUCACUCUGGUGGCCACCUUCUCACUGGUGGCUACUUUGAUCAUUAAAAAAUUCUGCUUGGAGAAAAAGAUCAAAGAAAUUCAGGACUGAUAAGAAAUGACAGUUUGUACUUUGAGCCACGUGGACUUAAUAAAGUUUUAGCGCAGAUCUGAA